Cyphomyrmex costatus is the source of this 2614-nucleotide messenger RNA. RefSeq lists its product as uncharacterized. Gene Ontology annotation, molecular function: aspartic-type endopeptidase activity; nucleic acid binding; zinc ion binding. The transcript is spliced from 2 exons. Gene Ontology annotation, biological process: proteolysis. The record is from RefSeq and is a predicted model, not a curated record. NCBI's taxonomy places the organism in Eukaryota, Metazoa, Arthropoda, Insecta, Hymenoptera, Formicidae. The annotation marks the transcript as partial.
AUGGAGCGGUCACCUCAAGAUAAAUUGAACGAUUUAACCGUUGUAAAUUUGAAGGAUAUCGCGCGGCAGGUCGGAGUGUCUGCGAGCGGUGCGAAGGUCGAAUUGGUGGCGCGAAUAUUGGCUGUCGGUGAAGACGGGUGGCGAAGUGCAUAUGAGCAUCUUGUGGGCGGUGAUGUGCAGGGUUGGUCGGGCGCGAAUGCGGAUGUGUCGGAGCAGCAAUCGAGUUCUGGUGGUGGAGCAUCGUUGCGUUCCGGGGGGGUCAUGGCGACCCCGCGCGGCCCUGCGUUGCCACCGGAAUUGAUGGAGAGAGAAAUAGAUAUAUUGAAGCGCGAGAAAGCUCUCUUGGAGCGAGAAUUGAGUCUCGUCCGUCGGGAGGCGAGCAUGACGCCGAGUAUUGAAGACAACGCUAGCGACCGCAGUAUCGAUUCAAGAGUCAACAUCCGGAUCAUUAGUGAUUUAUUAAGUGAGUUUCGCGGCGACUGCGACAGUUUUGAGACAUGGAAGAAACAAGUUGAACUUUUGCGUGUAACAUAUCGAUUAGACGAGAAUUCGACCAGAAUAUUGAUCAAUUUGAGAUUGAAGAACAAAGCUUUGAGCUGGUUUCAUUCGAAAUCAGAGCAUUUGCAAUUAAGUGCUGCAGACUUGCUAUCGGAGAUGUCUCGCAUGUUUGAUAGUCGCCCCAGUAGGCUGACAUUGAGGCGUGAUUUUGAGAAGCGAAAAUGGCGAAGCGACGAAACAUUUACGGAGUAUUAUCACGAGAAAGUGGUUCUCGCGAACAGAGUAUCCGUCGACGAGGAGGAGCUUGUUGACUGCUUGAUCGACGGGGUGCAGGAUACACGUAUGCGGAAUCAGGCGCGGAUGCUGCGCUUUACGUCGGCAGUAGACGUAUUAGAUGCGUUCAGGAAGCUGUCGUUAGAUGGGGGAGCCGGAGGCGGGGGGGAGCGAGCUGCGAAGGGGCAGCGACCAAUGCCGAAAUCCGGUGGAGGAGGAAUAUCUACGACGGGGGGCGGUACCAUCCGCUGCUAUAAUUGUGGAGCGACUGGACAUUUCUCCAGAGACUGCAAGGAGGAACGGAAGCGGGCGAGGGGCUCGUGCUUUGGAUGCGGCAGUCUGGAACAUCGCGUGAAGGAGUGUCCGAAGUCGCAGCCGGGAGUGGAGAACACGACGAGCGUGGUCCAGCCGGUCUCACCGAGCACCCCAUACCUGGUAACCCUCGCGUAUCAGGUCGCGGAUGCGUCCGGUAGCAGAUGUAAAUAUUCGUUGAUGGCGAUGAUUGAUUCGGGGUCUCCUAUUAGUUUAAUUAAAAGUGAUUUUGUACCGGCUCAUAUUCGCAUGCCGAUUGAUAAACAACAAUCUUUUUUCGGUAUUAAUGGAACUAAGUUGGAAAUGUUGGGGACCUUCGAGGAUGUUGUCGAGAUCAGCGAUAUUGAAUUAAAAAUAAAGUUUUUUGUUGUUCCGAAUACGGCCAUAACGUGUGCUGCUUUGCUUGGUCGAGACUUCACAUCGUCGCCGUUAAUUGAAAUAACAUUAGGGGAAAAAUUUAGUGUUUUGAGGGCAAAUUCACAAACGGUGGAUGGCUCGGAUUUUGCGAAGCAGAUUCUCCACAUGUCAUAUGUUGACCGUCCAUUGUCUAUUGCCGAAGCGAUAAAUAUUAACCCGCAGAUUGAUUUUAAAAUAAAAGAACGCGUCGAGAAAUUGUAUAAUAAUGAAAAUAUUAUCAACACAGGAAUUACGGGCCCCCAAAAAGAAAUUGAAAUGAAUAUAAAUUUGACGCAUGGUCGGCCUAUUAGUUUGAGACCGCGAAGACUCUCGUUUGCCGAUAAAGAAAAAUUAAAACAAAUACUGGAUAAAUUGUUACAAGAAAAAAUAAUAAGAUCAAGCAAUUCUCCAUACGCUUUUCCGAUUGUACUCGUUCGUAAGAAAGACGGUGAAUCGCGAUUAUGUGUCGACUAUCGCGAACUUAAUAAGAUAACAGUGAAAGAUAAUUUUCCGACACCUUUGAUCGAUGAUCACUUAGAUAGAUUGCGCGGAAAAUCCUACUUUUCUAGCCUCGAUUUGAGAAACGGAUUCCACCAUGUUAAGGUUGCCGACGAGUCGAUAAAAUAUACGUCUUUUGUGACCCCCUUGGAGAAUAAAAUAUUGGUAUAUCUUGACGAUAUAUUAAUUGCAACUGAGAACGUUGACGAACAUUUGGAAAUUCUUCGUGAAGUUUUUGAUUUGGCUCGACAACAUGGGUUGCAAUUUCGCUUAGACAAGUGUUCGUUUUUAUAUCGCGAGAUUGUCUAUCUUGGUUAUUCGAUUGACAAGAGCGGCAUUCGACCCAGCGCUAUGAAUGUGGAGUCUGUUGUCGAUUUUCCGGCACCGCGUAACGCAAAGGAAGUUCACCGUUUUGUGGGUCUCGCGAGUUAUUUCCGGAGAUUUGUAAAAAAUUUUUCGAUCAUUGCGAAACCGCUCUAUGAUCUAAUAAAAAAGAAUGUAGCUUUUAAAUUUGGACCGGAAGAAAAUCGUGUAUUUGAAUUGUUAAAAAAUUUGUUGUCGUCGCAGCCGAUUCUUGCCAUUUAUUCGCCGAAAUUAGUAACAGAACUGCAUUGCGACGCCAGUGCUAGCGGAUUUG